AUGGGCAGCACAAACCCACUCACCCCUCUGACGCAACCCGCCUGGGUCCACGACAAACCAUCACUGCGCUUCCCGUACAGUAUCUAUGCCCACCUGGAAAUUGUAUACAAAACCACGGGCGGGCGUACACCCGACCAUGUGGCCCUCCGCCAACGCUGUGACGACACUAGGAAGAACUCAACAAAACGCUGGUCCAACAAGGAGAUCGCGGCAAUGGCCCAGCGCCAAUACUACUACCUACUUGUCAUGAGUAUACCGCAAAUCUCAAAUCGGGACAAAGCCAGACACGACAGCUUCAACCGCUACUUCGAGCCUACAAAACUCCGGCUCUGUGCUAUGAUUGUAAUGAAUACGUACAUGUUCACAUUGCUCGACGACCACGCCUACGGCUGUCUCUGCCCUGUCUGCCCCGGUGACCACAAAUUCACCACCAGCCACUUUACCUGCAUCCAACAAUUGAUUCGACGCAUCCUGGUAGGCCCGAAACUGCCACCCAUUGGCCCUGAUCUCCUUCACCAACUACAGGAGCGCCAUGACUUCCACGAUGUUCCCCAUACCCCGGCUAAUCACACUGCUAAAACCAAGUCAUCGCGCUUAUUGGUUCCGCCUAUGAUACUUCCGAUCCAGGCCAGCCAGCACAUAUCGAAUGCGUCCGUGGUCUGGUGCGGCAUUGGCUCACCCCUAACCCCGAAUCAUGACGGAUGA
Messenger RNA from Sphaeroforma arctica JP610, 705 nucleotides. RefSeq lists its product as hypothetical. The transcript is spliced from 2 exons. NCBI's taxonomy places the organism in Eukaryota, Ichthyosporea, Ichthyophonida. Bases 1 to 705 code for a protein of 234 amino acids. The record is from RefSeq and is a predicted model, not a curated record.